Messenger RNA from Xenopus laevis (African clawed frog), 1917 nucleotides. RefSeq names its product MGC86530 protein (gene ahctf1.S). The record is from RefSeq and is marked provisional. NCBI's taxonomy places the organism in Eukaryota, Metazoa, Chordata, Amphibia, Anura, Pipidae.
CCAUGAUGUCUUUAGACCCAUCAGAGUCCCAAGAAGAUAAAAUAAGGCAAUCUGAUAAUAUAAUUUCCGUAGAAAAAAUCAGAAUGACAGAAGAAAAAAUAUAUGGGGAAAAAACUGAGAAGGGACUUCAGGUUUCACCAAAUAGUGAUCAGUCUGCAGGAGUAAGACCUGUAACACCCCGCAGAAGCAUACGGAAUUCAUCAAAGACUAAUGACAGUUCAGCUGCUAUCAUUGCCAAUAUUACACUUCCAACAACUCCUAAGAGAGGCCAAAAAAAAGCCAAAGAAAACGUAGGCGCACUUUCUGUUGUUCCAGAGGAAGAAUUAACAGGUAGUACUAGAAGGAUUACCAGGAAAGCAACCCUUACUGCUUUGGAAAACCCUGAACCCCCACAAAUCAAAGAGCCAGCUGUUGGGGAAGCUUUACAAGUGCAGCCUUCUACUCCAACCAGGGGUCGCAGAGGUAGAGUUAUAACAUCAGAUGGCAAAGAUUAUGAAUGUCUGGAAGAAAAAACUGCCCUACCUCUUACUCCUACCAGAAUUACAAGAUCUAAAAAUAUUUUAGAGCAUGAAAAAGGAAUAGGCCAGAUAGAGGACACAGGUGAGACUGAGCAUGAGGUUGUAACGCCUAAAAGAGGCAGGCGCAGUAAGCGUGUUGUCAAUGAGUCGGUUACACAUUUUGUACAUAAUUCUUCCCAACCUGAUAUUAAAACAGACACAAGUCCUCCUAAAAAGGUCUCUCUUAGAUGGACAAGGACCGGAUCAGAUAAUCAAAUAAUUAAUGCAACUGAAGAGCAAGUGCCAAAGAUGCAGGAAGACAUUACUGAUACGCCUAGAAAAAGGUACAAGAAAUCUAAUAACAAAUUGGGCUUUGAAGAAACUGCAGAUGCUGUUUCUGAAGCUACCAUUGUAGAAGAUGUACAAGAGUUUUUAAUUAUCAGUCGCCCAGGGAAGAAUCCAAAUACAUCUGUUGUGAGAUCUGCUAGGAAAGCAACACUACCUCCAGUAAUCGAAGACCAUUCAGAACAACCGUUGCGGUCUCCAGAGAGCAACAGCAAAGUGCAUAGUAGUCUUCUUGCUAUUGCUGAAGAAAUUAAAGCCACAAACACAAGAACAAGGUCUGGUAGUAAAUCUUCAGUGGCAGACGUUUCUACCAUUACAUUUGAGUUUUCAACACCAAAAGCAAGAACUAAAAAGACUGUAAAAGGUUCUGCAGUUCAAACAGAAUUGAUACCACCCACCUCAUAUGUCUUCUCUCCUCCAUCUACAAGAACAAGAAGAGCGACUAGAGCAAACGUCAGUGAAACUGUAACUGAACCGGAAUUGCAAGUUCAAGAAUCCCAUGAAAUAGCAGAGACAGAGGUUCCUGAAGUUCGGCCCUCAAAACCAAGAGGCAGACCUCCAAAACACAAAGCAAAGACGGUUACUAGGGUACUGAAAAAAACAUCCUGGUCAACUCCGCCCGUGGAAAUAAAGUUGAUUUCUCCUCCUGAAAGUCCUGCAGUGAGUGAAACAGAUACAAAAAAAGACUCUGCAGAAGCAAAAGGAGCAGAAAAAAAUUCAGUUUGGCGGACAAGAAGGAGAAUAAUGUCAAAACCAGUCAUGCGCCGAAAGAUGAUAUGAGGGAAGGGUGGGGGCUACUUCUUUUAAAAGUGCACAGAGGUUUGUAAAGUUGAAAAUGUGUAAUAUUGAAAAAAACUGAUCUGGGAGACAAUAAUUUAUAUAAAUUAUUGUAAAUGUUCUUAAAGUAUUUGAAAUUUAAAUAACUCCGCCUGGAGCUAAAAUUUCUUCCCGGACAGUUUGUCUGUUUUGUAUUAAUACUUCAUACGUUUAUAAAAAUGUAACUAAGGUUUUCAGGAAUGGUAAAUAAAAAUACAUUAUAGUAUUUUACUUUUUAUUAAAAAAAAAUAAAAUCCAA